AUGCAGGCCCUUGACCAGACGGGAUUCGACGACCCCUACAUGAUCUUUCACCAAGGUCCUACAUUUAACGAGGAUUUCGAGGUCUACAACUGCGCUCCCAUCGGCCUCGCCAUGGACGAGGGGCGCAUCGCCGCGGCGAUUCUAGAACUCGUCGACCGAAAGCUCGACGUUUUCCCCACGGUGAGCAACAACAUCGGCAACGUCGAUGCGCCGUUCGACCAGAGACAGAUGGGUUGGCAGUUUGACAAGCGCCUGAUUUUCUGGGAAAUCAUGAAGCAGAACCCUCAGAGCAUGGCCGAAUACUGGAACAAACUGAAGGCCAGGUUGAGCAAGACCGACUCGGACAUCGUCUUGGCCGUCCUGCGAUAUCACUAUGCAGAGUCAACUUUGUUCCAGUAG
This is a messenger RNA of Colletotrichum truncatum, 399 nucleotides long. RefSeq lists its product as uncharacterized. The record is from RefSeq and is a predicted model, not a curated record. NCBI's taxonomy places the organism in Eukaryota, Fungi, Ascomycota, Sordariomycetes, Glomerellales, Glomerellaceae.